AUGGAUAGAAUUACCCAAGAAGAUAGAGACCUUUUUUUAAGACAGUAUAAAGAUUUUAUCCAAAAAUAUAGAUUUACAUUAGAACCAAGAGAAAUUCUUUCAACUUUUAUUUUAACUGAAGAAAUUAAAGGUUUAACAUACAAAAAAAUAUUAUCUCUUUUUUGUGAACAGGAAAAAAAUUUUAAACUAUUAAAUAAAAAGUUUACAAAAGGAAAACAUAUACCCUAUGAAAGGAGAAAAAGAGAAAGAGAUGACACAGAUGAUAGAUAUAAAGAUAGAAAUAGAGAAAGAGAAAGAGAACGAGAUAGAAAUAGAGAACGAGAAAAAGAAAAAGAACCUGAUAGAGGAGAUGAAAACAAAGAAAUAAAACAUAGACUCGAUGAAAGUUAUAAUGAUAUCCAACAUCAGCAUCAGCAGCAUCAGCAGCAUCAACAGUAUCAACAUAUAUUACAACCACAGCAUCAACAGCAUCAACAGCAUCAACAGCAUCAACAGCAGCAACAACAUCAACAAUAUCAACAUCAACAACAACAACAACAAUAUCAGAACCUUGAGAAAGAUACAAAACAAGAACAAAAAGAUUUUCAAUUACAAGAAAAACUACAAGAACAAAAAGAUAUUAACCCCGAACAAAAGAAAAAAGAUUUCCAACAACAAGAACAAAAAGAUCCACAACAGCAAUUACAACAACUACCUAUAGCACACCAUCAGACACUACCUACACAACAGCAACUACAACAACUACAACAAAUACAACAAACACAACAACAAAUACAACAACAACAACAACAACAACAACAAUCACCACCUAAACAGCAAAUACAACAACAACAAUCACCUAUAAUACAACAGAUGAAAUAUCAAACACCACAAAAAUCUCCUAUAAUACCACAGCAAACACCACCUUUACAAUCACCCACAAUACAACAAAUACAACAUCAAACACCACAACAAUCACCAACACCUCCACAAUUUUCUAUAACACAACAACAGAUGCAAUAUAUGCAACAGAUGCAACAACAGAUGCAACAGAUGCAAUAUAUGCAACAACAGAUGCAACAACAGAUGCAACAACAGAUGCAACAACAUAUGCGACAACAGACGCAGCGACAACAGAUACAACAACAUAUACAACAACAACAUUUAUCACUACAAAACCAAGAUUUUAAUUAUUUUUCAAAUGAAUCUUAUGAAAAUCCAUUAAACCAAUACAACAAUUCUGAACUAUCCACUAACUCAAACACGGCAUUAAACAAAUCACCACCUUUGCCAUCAUCACCAAUGAUUCAAGAAGAUAAAGCCUAUAAUAAAAUAAAUAGUAACCAAUACCACAAUAUGAACAAUAACAAUAUAACAAAAAACCAACCCCAAUCACAACAACAAAGAGUUCAAUAUGAUAAAUUACCAAGUGAACAAAUUGAACAAUUUAAUAGAGAAUUAAAAUUUGAAAAAGAUAAUAUGCUACAAAUAAUAAAUCAUAAAGAAAAUUUUAUAAAACAGCUAAAAGAAAUUAAUAAUAAGUUAAACAAGGAACUAGAGAGUAAAGAAAAACAAAUUAGUGAUUUGACCAAAAAUAGCACCAAAUUAGAAGAAAAAAUCUCAAAUUUAGAUGAUCAAAUUAAAGCUUUGGUUGGUGAUCCCAAAUCGGGGAAUAAUAGCGGUAAUAUAAAUCUCAACAGAAGCCUUAAUGAAGGAAACAUUUUAGAUAUAAAUAAUCCAUAA
This is a messenger RNA of Dictyostelium purpureum, 1722 nucleotides long. RefSeq lists its product as uncharacterized. The record is from RefSeq and is a predicted model, not a curated record. The transcript is spliced from 2 exons. NCBI's taxonomy places the organism in Eukaryota, Evosea, Eumycetozoa, Dictyosteliales, Dictyosteliaceae. The coding region runs from base 1 to 1722 and encodes 573 amino acids.